Molecule: messenger RNA, 5497 nt
Organism: Porites lobata
Lineage: Eukaryota; Metazoa; Cnidaria; Anthozoa; Scleractinia; Poritidae
Source: the annotation of a GenBank genome assembly
AUGGAUCGAAGCCUGCUUCUGAUUUCGUGUGUGAUUUUAUCUAUUGAACAUUCUCUGGGGAAAUCAGUCUCCGUGGAUUUAAAUUUAGCCCCUGAAUGGAAAGCUGAGAUAACAAAGAGAGCAUCGGACUACGGUAAUACUAAGUUUUAUUUGGAUUGCUUUCGGGGUUAGAAACAACAAAGAAAGAUCGAAUUUUAAUUCGAUCUUUCUAACCUUGUCAUGAAACCUUUUUGACGAGCUUUUAUUUGAUCGAUAAGCUUAGAUCUAUGAGUGAUGCGUGAACGGGGAACCCUCAAUUUAUUUUUAAUCUUACUUGUAAAAUCUUAUUAUCGAACAGUGCAAUCGUUGUACGUUGAAAUGUAACGAAUGACAAGAUAAUUUCGCUCGUAUCGGUUUCAAAUGAAUAUGUUUGAAUUCUCAUUAUGAUUCUGAUGGUUUGGUGUCCAUUUAACAUCUAAUUCACCUGACAAUGUUUUGUGAGGAUUUUCUGUUUUCCCGGUGGGGUGCCAAUUUGAAACUCAGCGGGUAGUAUUUUUUUUAGUUACCAUGUUCACUGCUUUUUUUAAUCUUAACAUCUAAGAAACAAAACAAAACAAACGGAAACGAAGAAUGACAGUAGUCGCCUGCGUGCCGUCUUUCUUAGCUUCUGUUCGUUUGUUCUUAGCAUCAGGGUAGAGUUAUAUUACUUUGAAUCACCAUUAUAAACAUAGCUGAAGUUUCCCCCUUCCUGUCAAGUUUGGUAGAGUUCACUUCACCAGCUGUUUAAUUGAUUUCUCUCCACUAGUUAAUCAAAUAAUGACCAGAAGAUAAAAUACGUCAAUGAAUUGUCCAUAUUGAUAUCAGGUCUGUCACUAAAGGCCACAGAGCCCAGGGAUUUCCCCUUUUUCUUUCAUAGUUCUGUUUCUGCAGUCUUUUGGCAUGUUUUUGAUUACUGACAAGAUUAUUUUGUCAUUACAGUCACAGAAUGGAAUUUCAUAGUCUUAUCUUCAUGUAAGGCAGCUUUCACACCUGGUGCCCAGGCAAAGUGCCCAAGUAUGCUACUUGCUGGGCACUAAUGUGAACACAACCUUUUAAUUUUGGAAGUACUCAUGCUAGAAUUCAGGCACAGUGCCGGUACCCAGUAGUACGCAGGCACAAAAGUGGGCACCAGGUCCCUGUGUGCACACCGUUUUUCUCAGUUCUGGGAUAGUCCACUGCUUUCUACUAGUUGCUAAGCUCAUGUUUCAGAAUGGCAUCUGACAGGGUGAACUGGAGUAACUAACGUACACAGUUACAUAUCAGGCACCUUGGGGGUUAACACGACACUAUUUUUUGCGCCAAUACCUGGGCACCAUGUGGACAUCCACUUAGGCAGGGUUCACACUUGGUAUGUACCUGGGCACAAUACGGUACUCGCUGGGCACUAAUGUGAACAGACCCUUUUUUCAAGUAGCCGAGCUAAAAUUUGGGUGUGUACAAGGUCUUGACCUUGUACACGGGUACAAAAGUGGGCACUGGGUCCCUUUGUGCACACAAUAUUUGUAAGUUCUGGGCAGUCCACUGCUUUGUUCUUGCUGCUAAGCUCUUGUUUCAAAAUGGCGUCUAACAGGGCGAAAUGGAGUCACUAUGUACACUGUCAUAUAUCGGGUACUCAAACUGUGAACACAACCCUAUUUUGUGCUGGUAAUCAGGCACUGGUUCCUGGGCACCGUGUGGACAAUCCCUUUAAAUUCUUGUUAAGUUCUGAGCCCCGCCCAUGUUAUAAUUUGGGGACUGGGAUGAUUUGUGUUGAUCAGAAGUGGGGGGAGAUUGGUUGAUAUUGUGGGGAGUACUACAAAAGAGGCAGUCUCCAGAUUUUAGAUCUUUCUCUAGAGAUUUGAGUAUCUGAUGAGAUGCUUGGCCGAAAUAGAAACUGUGUUGUUUGAAAAGGAGUCCUGUGGUAGUAUUGAUAAAAGAGAGUUCCAACCCUAACAAAAAGUGUGAAAUGUCAUGAAGAGAAUCAAGGAAGAGGUGUGAACAAGCAUUCUCAAUUUGGUGAGGGAAAUCACUCAGAGAAUAAGGUCAAACAAGUUUGGAUUUAACAGGGAACUGUGUGUCUCUAGUUGGCAUUCUUGGCAUUUUCUUGGUAAUAAAAUUAUCCUUUUGUUGCUUUUGACAGUGCAGCACAUUAUUCUUCCAUUUGUUGCAAAAGAACUCAAUGACUUGAGUGUACCAAAUAUCGAUGGAAACAUCAAGACCCCACUGGGGGAUGUACAGUAUGAUCUCUCCAAGUAAGUCUAUAUCCUUGUUUUUAUGAAUGGAAAAGACUGAGGAGAAGAGGACAGAUUGCAUGAAUGCAUCCUUUGAAAAACCUUACAUCUUUCAAGUGUUCCAUUGAAGAAGUGGAAUGCACUAAGGACACAUUUGGAGAAGGCAUUGGGAUUUACUAGCAAGACUUAGUCCUUUCGGGAUGUGGAGCCAAAGAGGAGGAUUAUACACAUUUAAACAAAAGUCUUUACGGUAAUGUAAAUCUUUUUUUUCAGGAUCAAGUUAUCAAAUGUGGUGAUUCAGAAGUCCAAUAUGUCUUUGAUACCAGAGCACGGCUUAAAGCUUCUGGCUGAUCAUGCCUCAGGGAAUGUUGAAGCUGCCUGGCACUAUAAGGAGAGUGCAUGGUAAGCAAGGACGAGCAAUAUGGCUGAGUGGUCAGUAUGUGGGACUCGCACCCUGGAGGUUUUGGGUUUGGGUCCAGUCUAACCACUGCCUGCAUUUGUUUUUAGUCAAGUUCCAAGUCCACUUCCUCCGCUGCAUGAUUGUAAGUUGCUAACAGGUUACCCCCUGCAAGUUGUGGCUUUCAGUUCUACAAAUUUACAUAGUAAUAAAGUAAUAAUAAUUAUUACUUAUUAUUAUUACUUUGUUUUAAUAUUCAACUGGAGUGUCUAGAAACUGGCCAGAGCAGCUGAGCGCAUCCCCUUCUUCUAUAAAUAAAGGAUGAAUAAUGUAUUUUGAUCGCCAGACAACAGCUGCCUUGAGUAAAAUUCUACACGAUUUCAUAGGCAGCUAUGCUGAGGAAAAAAAGAAACUCCUUGGGGUCAUUUGGGAAGAACCUCAUUCAGUAUAAACAGUCCAUGUGUUUAACGUUGUUUCUUUUCCUGUCUAGGCCGCAUAUUUCUGAUUCAGGAACAUGUGUGCUGUCAGUCAAAGAUCUUUCACUGGGAAUGGCUUUUUAUGUUGACGGUUAGUAAGUUAUAAUAUACCCAACUCGAGGCUGAGUCGCCAUGUGAUGCAAAGAUAUUACCACAGGCAUCAGGGAUCAUUUAUUUUUUUAUACGUUUUGUGGGAAACUGCCCACCUACCCCUCCCCUAAGCCAACAUUUUGCCCUAACUGAGAAGUAAGUAUUAAUGUUGGCUUAGGGGAGGGGUAGGUGUGAAAUUUCCCAGAAAUGUAUAAUGAUCCGGCAUGGAUCAUCAGCACAUAAAAAGUAACAUGCUGUUACAAUGGUGAUGUGCCACUCAACAGAUUCUGCACCUGCAUAAUGCUUGUUUCAUCUGUACAUCAGCCCUUAAAAAUAGGUUCAAAGUAAAUAUCUUUUCCAGUCUAGGAUUUUGAAGUGCCAUAAUUAGAUCUGACCAGACUAGCGGUGGGUGACUAUUUUUUUUCUUUUUUUGGCUUAAAGGUGAUUUGGAAACAAAGGAUGCUAAGGUCAGUGCAAAGGAUUGCUCAAUAAACAUCGGCACCUUACAUGUCAAAUUCAAAGGAGGAGCAAGGUAAUGACCAAUAAUUUGUUUCUCAUUGGAUUUUCAACAAAACAAAAUUAAACUAAAUAAUGUACAGUUAAAUAACCUACAGUUCUUGUUUUUAAGAUCCUGAUGUGAGGGAAAUUUGCCAAUUUUAGCUAUCUGCCCUCAAAAUAAUAAUCUUAAUAUCCAACUGCCCUCAUUGUGGUCACCCAUGGGACUGUGAGUGGGUGUCUGUAGUUGUUAGAGCCCUUAGUGGGACUUAAUUUCUUUCAAACGUUAAUAGCGAGGCAUCCUCAAGACAAGUUCACAGCCACUGUACUUAUGAGCUUUUUACAGCUGGUAAGUCAUGUUGUACGAAUUAAAAUACCAUGCUGGGAAGCAAAAAAAACAAACAAAGCCAGGGUUUUCAUUUAGAAUUCUAGUAGCAGGAUGAAGAUGUAAUGUUACAAAGCGUCUCCAUGUCUGAAUAAUAAAGCGUCCUAGGCUACCAAAUAUAAGCCAGAGAAUUCAGAGCACUAAACAGAGAAUUCUCCAAUCUUCAAUGCCUAAUGAGCACUCUGAACAAACCACUGUGAUGACACAAAGAAAACUAGCAUUUUAAAUGAUGUGAGCUCUUUGUUUGUCUUAUGGCAGUGUGUCCCUUGCAUUCCGGCAUGAUGUUUCUGACCAGCUGCAAAGCAUGCCUAUUGGUCUAUAAUUCUACAAUGAGGACUCAUAGAUUUAGACUUAAUUCUAGUCUUAAUUGAUUUCAACUUGUUCCAGAAACAAACAAAAAAAAGGUCUAUAUACAAUUACCCACAAAAGAGUGCCAUGUAAUUAAUUUUAAUAUAAACAGAGAGGUUAAAAAAAAGAUUGAUUUUCUCUGCAGCUGGCUUUAUAACAUGUUUGCUGACGGACUGGCAUCACACCUGAAAGAUCAGCUGACCAAACAGGUUAAAAAUUCUAUCAAUUAUAUUAUUUUGUAAUAUUUUUGCUAUGCAGUUUUCUUGUGAAAGCUUAAAAAAUAAUUUAUACAAACCAAUAUAAACUCUGUUCUCUGUUCUAUUUCUCACAAGUCAACAGAUGUAGACAUGAAUCAGACACUUGCACAAAUUUAGUAAAGAAGCUUUGGUUUAAAUUUCUUAAUUAAUUUUUACUAUUUUUCUGAUAAAGAUAUGUGAUGCAGCUAUCAACAUGAUUGACUCCAAAGCUACCAAGACGCUGAAUACAUUUCCAAUGAUUAUGAGGAAAUUUGCCACAGCAUAUAUGCAUUAAUCACACAAAAAAACCAAGCAACGAUACAAGGACUAACUGACAGCCUUUUUGUUCAUCUCCUCUCAUCAAGGGCAGCAGGAAUAUUAUGCAAUGUACUUUCCAAAUCACAAAGCAAUGCAAUAAUAAUGUAAAGUUAACAUAAAAUGUUUUUCACCCCAGACUUCAUAAGCUCUAUGUCUGCUUUAAACUGCUUUCUACUAAGCAUAAAAUAAGCUAAGAAAUAUCAACAAAACAUACAAAUAAUAUUACUGAUAGGAAAUGAAGAAAGUUAAAAAAUACAGAUAUAAUAUGUAAAUGUUACAAACAAUAACUCACUGUUUGUAAGACAUGAAUAAUUUAUUUUUUACUCCAGUAAGAAGGUUAGGAAUUGAAGACACCUUAUAUUAAGAAUUAUAACAAAUCAAAUGACAUAAACUCUUGCUGUGACCCUACCAUGCAGUUAGGACCACUUACAUGAUGGCUUUAAAUAAUCUAUUAACACUUAUAAAUUUGGGGACCUUUGUUAUUGGUUAUUUCUGUAGUGGCUUCGCUUCCAUUAUUUGCACCC